Molecule: messenger RNA, 627 nt
Organism: Besnoitia besnoiti
Lineage: Eukaryota; Apicomplexa; Conoidasida; Eucoccidiorida; Sarcocystidae
Exons: 2
Coding region: 1-627 (208 amino acids)
Source: RefSeq, a predicted model, not a curated record
AUGGAGACAGAGACUACCAGCACUGUCAGUGUUUCCUCCGACUCUGUUGGCAAGUGUCCCUCCCCGGCGCUGAAAAACUGGAAGCUGACACACUCGUUCAUGAUGGAUGCGGUGGCGGAGCUCAAAAGACAUCCGUAUUCUCUGGAUACAACUACAGUUCAGGUUCACUUGGCUGUCUCCGCCACAGCCCCUCUACGAGGAGGCAGCGGCUACUUCCACUCGCGCUUUUCGGAUCCUGUGCGGGCACGAGAUUACGAGGGACCCGACAAUGUAGAGGCGAUUGAGAAGCAGGCCCGCCUGCGCACGUACCGAGAGAACCUUGUCAGAGACUCGAAUGUCUUUCUCUACGUGAAUGGAAGAGCUAUGGACAGUGCGCAGAUGCGCAGUGAUCACCAUCUCAAGGUGGACAUCAUGGCAGGCGAUCAGCGCCUUGAUAUCACUGGAAAACUCGUCGAACUAUACAUAGACGUCAUUCACACGAGAGAGGUCGUCGAGUUCGACUUGUCGCGCGACCGAUUCUUCCCACUUCGCAGUGUCUGCAUCGAAGUCGAUGGCUGCAAACACCGCGCUGAAGACGGCCAGGUGUCGCUCUGCUUCUCUGGGCAAUAUCCGCAAGCGGUCUUUUGA